Gracilinanus agilis (Agile Gracile Mouse Opossum) is the source of this 2162-nucleotide messenger RNA. RefSeq names its product zinc finger and BTB domain-containing protein 46-like. Gene Ontology annotation, molecular function: DNA-binding transcription factor activity, RNA polymerase II-specific; RNA polymerase II cis-regulatory region sequence-specific DNA binding; protein binding. The transcript has a single exon. Gene Ontology annotation, biological process: regulation of transcription by RNA polymerase II. The annotation marks the transcript as partial. Lineage: Eukaryota; Metazoa; Chordata; Mammalia; Didelphimorphia; Didelphidae. The record is from RefSeq and is a predicted model, not a curated record.
AUAACCCAAUAUCUGAAAAAAGAAACUGAACAAAGAAUAACUGAAUUGCCAAAGGAAAAAAAUAUUCCACAUGGAUUUACUAGUAGAUUCUAUCAAGCAUUUAAGGAACAAAUAAUUCCAAUUUUACAUAAUAUAUUUGCAUUAGUGGGAAAAGAAAUAACACUUCUAAUAUCUUUCCGUAAUACAAAUAUUUCCCUGAUACCUAAAGUGGAGAGAGAUGAGGCAUGGAAAGAAAACUAGAUCUGUAUAACUAAUAAACAUUGAUGUUAUUAAGCAAAUAGAAUAUAAUAGAUUAGAAAGAAUAUAUAUAUAUAUAUUAUUUGGUUGACUUAUACACGGAUUUACUAUUAGGAAGACUAGAACUGUAAUAUCAUAUUAAUAAUACAAAUAAUUUAAAACCACAUGAUUUUGUUAAUAGAUACUGGAAAGACUUCUAAAAAAAUCUAACGCUCCCUCUCCACUAUAUUCUUCAUAUCUUCCUACAUGGUACAAAAUCUUAAAAAAAAAAAAAAAAAAAAAAAGACUUGUUUUUUUCACUCCAUCUAGUAACUGAUCCCUGUUUCCUUGCCUUUCCUGCUAAAUUUCUUGAAAUUUCUUUCUAUAUAUUGAUUCAGAGAGUUAGAUGUCAUAUGUGUCAUAUUACACUUAAAGUCUACAUACUCUUCUGCCUUCUAACUUCCCUGCUAAAAAAGACACUCACCUCAAAUCCCACCUUCUACAAAAGGAAGUCUUUCCCAGUCCCCCUUGCAGCAAUAGGCUCUCUGAGCCCCUCCAGGGCAAAGAGUGUUUUUGCUUUUCUUGUUAUUCUCAGUUUAGCAUACUGCUUUUGCACAUAGUAUGCAUUUUUAAAAUGUUUAUUGACUGGCUGACUUGGACAAGUCACUGCACUGCAUUUGCCUCAUCUGUAAAAUGAAGGAGUUAUUUGAGCUCUAAAACUUCUUCCAACUCUAAAUUCGACAAUCUCAUGAUUUAAUUAAAGGUUAUAUGCCUCUGUGACUCUGUUCUUCUGAAUAAUGUGACUUGAUCAAAAUGCUCAGUCUGUUCUAGGCAAUAAUUUUUGUGGUAACAGAUUAAUCCAGUAAAAGUUUUAACUUCACUGCAGUUGACUUUGUGUUCCAUCAGUGCUACUGCAAAAUUUGGGCUUGUAGGAUACCUACUAGUAACGGUUUCAUUUUUACCCUUACAGAAUUUAUAGAAGAAAUAACACAGAUUUCCAAAUGAAUAACAGAAAAGAAGAUAUGGAGAUUGCCUCCCAUUAUCGACAACUUCUUCGUGAGCUGAAUGAGCAGAGACAGCAUGGGAUCCUCUGUGAUGUUUGUAUUAUAGUAGAGGGGAAGAUCUUUAAAGCUCACAAAAAUGUUUUGCUUGGGAGUAGCCGAUACUUCAAAACGCUAUACUGCCAGGUACAGAAGACUUCUGAUCAGGCUACAGUUACUCAUUUAGACAUUGUUACUGCACAGGGCUUUAAAGCCAUCAUUGACUUCAUGUACUCUGCUCACCUUGCUUUAACCAGCAGGAAUGUUAUUGAAGUGAUGUCAGCUGCUAGUUAUCUUCAGAUGACUGAUAUUGUGCAAGCCUGUCAUAAUUUUAUAAAAGCAGCUCUUGAUAUAAGCAUAAAAUCUGAUGCAUCUGAUGAACUUGGAGACUAUGAAAUUGGGGCUCCUUCCAGCAGUAGUACUGAUGCAUUGAUUUCAGCAGUAGUAGCUGGUAGGAGUAUUUCUCCAUGGUUAGCUCGUCGAACAAGUCCAGCAAAUUCUUCUGGAGACUCAGCCAUUGCCAGUUGUCACGAAGGAGGAAGCAGCUAUGGGAAAGAAGAUCAGGAACCAAAAACAGAUAACCAUGAGGAUAUUUCUUCACAGUCUUUGUGGACUAGUGACAUGGGAUAUGGGUCAUUACGUAUUAAAGAAGAACAGAUUUCACCAUCACAUUAUAGUGGAAAUGAAUUGCGUACUGUCAAAGAUAGUUCGGUUCAGAACACUUUCUCAGAACAAAGCAUAGGGGAUGGUUGGCAACCCACAGGCCGUAGGAAGAAUCGAAAAAACAAAGAAACUGUACGUCACAUUACCCAGCAGGUAGAAGAUGACAGCCGGGCAAGUUCUCCAAUGCCAUCUUUUUUAUCUGCUUCGGGAUGGCCAUAUAAUAAUCGUGAUCCAAGUAAGCUU